AUGGCUACGAAACAUUAUUUAAGUCUCAGUGAUCGAAAUGAUUCAGAAUCCUUCGAAGAUGCUGAUGAGAAAGCUUAUCGGAAAACUCAGUGGGUGAAAUUAAAUGUUGGAGGAACGUACUUCUUAACCACAAAAACUACACUUUGCCGUGACCCCAACUCAUUCUUAUACCGGUUAUGCCAAGAAGAUCCUGAUUUAAAUUCUGAUAAGGAUGACACUGGUGCAUACUUGAUUGAUCGAGAUCCAACAUAUUUUGGACCCGUUUUGAAUUAUUUGCGUCAUGGCAAGCUUGUUAUUAAUAAAAACUUAGCUGAGGAAGGAGUUUUAGAAGAAGCUGAAUUUUAUAACAUUACAGAUUUGAUUCGACUUGUCAAGGAGAGGAUAAAAGAAAAGCAUGUAAAAAUGUGUAAGAACGACUCUAGAAAGCAUGUGUACAGAGUGCUGCAAUGCCAUGAAGAUGAACUUACGCAAAUGGUUUCCACUAUGUCUGAUGGCUGGAAAUUUGAACAACUAAUAAACAUUGGAUCGUCCUACAAUUAUGGUAUUGAAGAUCAUGCAGAGUUUUUAUGUGUAGUUUCCCGUGAAUAUCCAGGAACAUCAUCAAUCUCAUCAGAUUUCGAACCAACUGAUAGAGCCAAAGUUAUACAGCAAAAAGCAGCUCGUAUGUGA
This is a messenger RNA of Uloborus diversus, 669 nucleotides long. RefSeq names its product BTB/POZ domain-containing protein KCTD5-like (gene inc). The transcript has 6 exons. Bases 1 to 669 code for a protein of 222 amino acids. Gene Ontology annotation, biological process: protein homooligomerization; proteasome-mediated ubiquitin-dependent protein catabolic process. Lineage: Eukaryota; Metazoa; Arthropoda; Arachnida; Araneae; Uloboridae. The record is from RefSeq and is a predicted model, not a curated record. Gene Ontology annotation, cellular component: Cul3-RING ubiquitin ligase complex; cytoplasm. Gene Ontology annotation, molecular function: cullin family protein binding.